Messenger RNA from Vanessa atalanta (red admiral), 708 nucleotides. Its product is annotated as nuclear protein 1. Lineage: Eukaryota; Metazoa; Arthropoda; Insecta; Lepidoptera; Nymphalidae. Gene Ontology annotation, biological process: negative regulation of cell cycle; negative regulation of cell population proliferation; regulation of transcription by RNA polymerase II. The record is from RefSeq and is a predicted model, not a curated record. Gene Ontology annotation, cellular component: nucleus. Bases 103 to 303 code for a protein of 66 amino acids. The transcript has a single exon.
CUCUCCACUCAAUUCGACGUACAUUUGUAAAACAAAUCUCUCGUGACACCGUCACCGCAAAUAAUAAGUGUUUUUAUUCGUGAAUUAAUACUAGUCAUAAAUAUGUCUGAGGCUUUCUUUGAUGAAUACGAUUAUUACAACUUCGACCACGAUAAGCACAUUUUCUCCGGACACAGCGGCAAGCAGCGCACAAAGAAGGAAGUAAGCGAGCACACUAACCACUUCGAUCCUUCUGGACAUUCGAGAAAGAUCGUUACGAAGUUGAUCAAUACGGAGAACAAUAAAAAAGCAAAUAAACAUUAAAUGAUUGACUAAAAAACUGACGACUAUGGCUUGUAAAUGGAACGUCGAUUUAAUGCCGAGCGAACGGAGGACAUUAUGGCGGAUACCCGAAGAAAGCACGGGUCGCUCGUCGUUGAGAUCAGUGGAACAGCCGCGAUGGUUUCUGCUGACGCAGAGCUUUUAUUAUGCACACUAUAGUGGAAGAUUACGCUGGCGGAGCCGGCGUGCCUCAUAGCCGCACCGGUCAACGCCGGGGUGAAUCUAUUUUGAACAACACCGUUCCAAUGACUGAUCUCAUCUCUCUUGGGCUUGUUGUAAAGCCCAAAAUCUCUGUGUUAUUAAUUUCUAGAUAGAUUACGUUAUUGUAUCAUUUCGUGGUACGCAUGUGACUGUAAUAAAUUAAGGUAAAUAAAAUAAUUUUAUGAA